GAUAAACACAGGUGAAUUUUUGGUUGUAAAUCACUGAGAUUGUUAAUCGAAAGCGUUUCGUCUUUUCGAGGGAAAGAAUUUCCAACGAUGUCAAAUAGGAAGCGAAAGCAGAGGCCACCUGAGAGGUUCAGUGAAGACAAGCGAGCAGAAUUGACCUGGAACAUGCUUGAUUUCCAUUUGCCGGCUUCAGGCUCCACUUACCAGACCACGAUGAAUUUUAUUGAUUCCUCUUCAGUCAAUGAUGAAACUAACACUCCAACAGCUUCGAGUCCUCGGAAGAAGAAGAGACAAAAGGCAUUUGAUCGUAACAGAAGCAUCGAGCUCAAUCUGGAAAACUCUUACCCGCAAACCUGUGUAUGUCAGUUAGGUUUGUUUAACAUCAAUUUGUGCACGAGUGAAACGCAACGUGAUGAAUUGAAAUCACAGAAUGGAACUGGUAUCUCUGAUGACUUGUGGACUGUGGAUUGUUAUCACUGCGUCGUGAUAAAACUUUCCUUUGAGCCACAGCAUUCAAUAACAGAUGACAAGAACUUGUUUGAGUUAAAUAAUGGCAGCUUGAGACAUGCCUCUUUUAAAGCAACAGUUCCUUCCGUUUCCACACAUCAACUCGAAGCAUUAGUUUACCUGCAAAACAAAGGUGUGAUUUCCCUAGUGCUGAAACCAGAGCAACAUAUUUUAAAAGAAAGCUGGGAAGUUGUUGUGUGUUUGAAGGAGGAUGGCUUAACCGAGAUGUCUUCUGCAUGCGCUGAUGUCAAAAAUAGGAAAAUAGACCAGUUGAUGAAAGUGUUAAUAGAAUGGUUUUAUAACAUAUCUGCAAGAGGUGAUGACUCUGUUUUGCUGGACUGCAAUAAUGCAGGAGUAGACAAAGGUUUUGAUGAACUUUACAAUGCUAUCAAGGUAGUUCGCGAAAGCAAUUGCUUGUCCACGUCUGUACCAAGGUCUUCUCUCUCAAACACACCCCUUUGCCAUGUACUUGAUACAGACAAAGAUAACAAUUGUAGUCUUAAUGCAGAAAUCAACAGAUGUAAUGGAGCAAAUGAUUUUGAUGUACAGCAUCCUCAUCUCAGACCUGUACUAAGAGGUUAUCAAAGAAGAGCUGUUGAAUGGAUGUUACAGAGAGAACUUGCUCAUCAAGUGACAUCUGGAUGUCAAAGGAAAGAAAUUGAUGCUCAUAGUCUUCACCCAUUAUGGCAGAAAAUUCACAGUUUGGAUGGAAAGAUGAUUUACUACAGUCCUUAUACUGGAAGACUUACAAAUGAAAGAUUCUGCCAGCCAUCCCUGCCUCUUGGAGGAAUUUUAGCUGAUGAAAUGGGUCUUGGAAAGACAGUGGAGGUGAUUGCAUGUAUUUUGUGUCAUUCAAAGCCUUCAUCAGAGGUCAAGUCAAUUGAUUACACAUUAACAGCUUCUGAACCACACACAGACACAUCGAGUACAUGUAACAGCAUGAUACAAGAAGGCUCUAAAUCAAAACUUGCGGAGUGUGAAAAUAAUGACUGUGAUGAAGCUGUUACAGGCCAUAGCUCAAACAAGGAGCCAACUUUGUGUGAGAAUUCACCACCUUUAUGCAAUGGUGAUAUUGCCAGAGAAAUGAAGGGAACCACAGAAAAAGGUGACAGUUCAAGUUAUGACUCAGGUCACAGCACAACAUCAUCUAAUGAAGAUUCAAAUGAGCUUGCUCUUGGUACAGAUGGACAAAAAAUGGCUAAGACAAAUUCAGAUAUUUAUACAUCAGAUGAAGAAAGUGCCACACAGUUUAUGAAAUGCCAGUGUAUCUGUGGUGUAAAUUUGGCUAGUGUUGAUGACAAAUUGCUGCAGUGUUGUGAAUGCCAAGCAGUGUUUCAUGCUACAUGCCUUGGUUAUGAUUUUCCUGGUGGCUUUUUAUGCCCUCAUUGUUCCGUAAGUAGACCAGCCACUCCAUCCAGAGCAACACUGAUCAUUUCUCCUGCUCCAAUUGCCCAACAAUGGGUGGAGGAAAUCUCCAAGCAUACACAACCAUCCACAGUUAAAUUGCUGGUUUAUGAAGGUGUGGCCAAGAUGGGUUUUAUUCCCCCUCAAGUCCUUGCAGAUCAUGAUGUAAUCUUAACAACAUAUUCAACUCUGAGAUCAGAUUUUUAUCACUUAGGAUCUAAGCAAGGAACUGGUGGGCGGUCUAUGCGAUUUGAGAAGCGGUAUGUGGCAUUACCAAGCCCUCUCACGGCUGUCAUGUUUUGGCGGAUUUGUCUUGAUGAAGCUCAAAUGGUGGAGAGCACAACAGCUAAGGCAGCUGAAGUGGCUUUAUGUUUACACAGUGUACACAAGUGGUGUGUCACAGGGACACCAAUACAGAAAGGACUUGAAGAUAUUUAUGGUCUGCUGUUGUUUCUUGGGGUGGAUCCUUACUGUCAUCAAAAAUGGUGGAAGAGCUUACUGUUUGAGCCUUACAGGAACGGAAAUAAACAACCUUUGUAUGAGCUUUUAGCCAAAAUCUUGUGGCGAAGUGUAAAGAAGGAUGUCAUCCAUGAGAUUCAACUACCAGAGCAGGAUGAGAAAGUAAAAUGGCUGACAUUUUCCCCUGUAGAGCAACAUUUCUAUCAUCGUCAGCAUGAAGAAUGUGCAAACACUGCAAUGAAGAUGCUGAGUCACUGGGAGAAAAGAGAUACAAUGCUAAGUGCUAUUGACAGAAACACCGUGCAUCUGUUGUUGAACCCUUUGUUGCGGCUGCGGCAAGCAUGUUGUCAUCCACAAGCAGUGAGAGGAGGCUUCCUGUCCAUGCAAAAGAGCACUCUUACCAUGGAUAAACUGCUUGAAAGUUUGAUAUCCAAAGCAAAGUUGGAAUGUGAAGAAGCACAUCGACAGCUCUUGUUUGCUUUUAAUGGUCUUGCUGGCAUUCACAUUUUAAAAGAAGAGUGGCCAGAAGCUGUUGAAAUGUACAGGGAGGCAACAAGAUCUUGGACAGAACAUGAAGAAACCUUCAGAACAGAUGCACUACAGAAAUUACACACCUUGUUCAACUUGUCAGAUGUUCUCAGUCAGCAGCACCCAGGCUGUUCACAUACCUUGCGAGAUGACAAAUUGCCAGAUGACGUUAAGGAACUUAAGAAUGCUUACACAACAAGAGUGAAUCUACAGGUGGACAGCGCUAAACAAAACCUUGAUGCUGCCCAGUCAAGCCAUGCUGAGACAAGGCAAAAAGUUGAUAUGCAGUCUCCUUGGUGGGUUGAAGCUCUUCAUUCUGUGGCAGAAAGAGGACUUGAUACUGACCUAUGUCAAAGAGUCCAAGAUGAAUUGUCAUCCACUGACAUGGAUCUGGGUUCUAUUGGAAGAUUUAAGGACCUUCAUGGACUACAGUAUAUUGUUUCCUCUAAGUUAGAAUUGAUCGAGUCUACUCAUAAUAACUUGUUGGUAUCCCUGGACAAGCUUGGUGUGCCUGCAACGCCGCAGAUGGUAUUGGCUAGUGCUGAGUGUUGUUUGAGGCCAGCUCAGAAUAGCACUGCUGAAAGGUGCGCCUUUUGUCAGGUGGAUGAUAUUUUUACAGAAUAUGAAUCACGAAUAUUUGGCCAUCAAGGAAUGAAGGGCGUCGAUGAGCAUAAUUCUCAGACUGACGACACACUUGAUUGGCAUCGCCAUGGCAACACAGGAGGAUUACGCGCGGAGUCUGAGGUUGAGAAGGUCCUAAAAGUGAUACAUAACUUUAUCAAGACUCAUAAAACUGGGUCAACUGCACAUCUGCAACAAGAAGGUCGUUUGCACUUGAGCUUAAUUGAUGGUCUGAGAAAAGAAUUUAAGUUUCUGAGAGCUCUGUGGUUUGCUCUGCGAGAGCGUAUCUCUUGUCUUGACGAACUGGACAUGUGUACAACUCGCCUUAGGCUUUUGCUGCCAGGAGAACCCGUCACAGAUGAUAUCCACGUGAUUCAUCCUUUACAGAUAGAGCAACAGCGCCUUAAGUUCAUGUCCGACAGAGUUGUUGCACAAACUGAGUUGAGGAAGAAGCUCGGUCAACUUCUUUAUCUCAAAAAUUUGGCGAAGACCCAAACCAGUCAUGACGGAAAGAACCCGGAACCAUGUCCAGUUUGCACCAAACUGCUAGGAGUCCAGUGGAGCGUUUUCUCAUGUGGACAUUGCAUUUGCUGUCGGUGCUCCUGGGUACUCUUGCGGCAGGCUGGAAUUGGUCCCCGACAUAGGAACGUACACGUGAAGUGUCCGAUGUGCCGGAUACCUACUCUUGCGCAAGAAAUUUCCUACGUCAGCACCGGAAGGAGUCAGGACAAAGAUACAGAGGAGAAUGUCACUGUCAAGGGAAGCCAUUCUACAAAAGUUGAAGCUGUUGUGCGCACAUUGUUGGCUAUUAAGUCGGCAGACAAUACGGCAAAGAGUCUUGUGUUUUCUACGUGGCAAGAGGUACUUAGUGUUUUAGCCCAAGCUUUGGACGAGAAUGGAAUCAAAUAUAAACACAUUACUGGCAGCCGACUUUUUCAGUCAAACCUUCAGACGUUCAAACAGGAUUCCUCGGUAGGCGUUCUCCUCCUGCCUUUACAAACCGGGUCUAACGGUCUCAAUAUCAUCGAGGCGACACACGUGUUGUUAGUAGAGCCUGCGAUGAACCCCGCCCAUGAGCUACAGGCUGUGGGGCGUGUGCACAGAAUUGGACAAACUAAACCCACCCACGUGUACCGCUUUAUCAUACAAGGAACUGUCGAGUCCCGGAUGUACUCCUUGCUGCAGUCUAAGCCAACGAGUUGUGUUAGGACUGGAGCGCGUGACAGUGAGAAUGCCAGUCUGACGCUUAGUGACCUCGCCUCACUGUUCACUCAAGAUGAAGAACGCGACGAGGAGCAAGGCGUGACGGGAUCGUUCCUGUUUUAUGAACCAACAGACGCCCUUUCUCCUGAUUAACAGCGCACGUUUACACUUGCUAUUGUCUUAGAAGUGUAGAUACAAGUGGUUUAUUUUUCAGGCUUAAGUCAUUUUAUUGACAAGAAUAUAACUAAACAAUUCGUUAAUGUUAGAACUUGCUUUGUUGGUGCUACACCAUUUUUUAAUAGAAGAAUAUAAAGUGUUCCUUUUUUAGCGAUUUCGUAAGAAUGAAGAAAGAAAAAUGCAAGUAAAUAAACAAUUUUUUUUCUGAAAA
Pocillopora verrucosa is the source of this 5107-nucleotide messenger RNA. RefSeq names its product E3 ubiquitin-protein ligase SHPRH. Gene Ontology annotation, cellular component: nucleus. The record is from RefSeq and is a predicted model, not a curated record. Gene Ontology annotation, molecular function: ATP-dependent chromatin remodeler activity; ubiquitin protein ligase activity; ATP binding. Lineage: Eukaryota; Metazoa; Cnidaria; Anthozoa; Scleractinia; Pocilloporidae. Gene Ontology annotation, biological process: protein polyubiquitination; DNA damage response.